GAGUGGGGCAAGGAGACAGAGGAGGAGGGGAGAAGCUAUGGAUGGGGAGAGAUGCAGUUGCCUGGCAACAGCAGCCACAUAUAGGACCAAUGAAAAAUGACAGGGGAAUUAUCUGAUGGGCUAAAGGCACACAGAGACCGGUGCUCAUUUUUCCCUCCCGGAGAGGGUUUGAAUUGAUAUUUGGUAGUGGCAAAAUGUAUUUGGACUCACAAGUAGGGAAAAGAAGGCCGUCGGUAGGGAUAUCGUGAUGCCAGAGCAGAUGCAUUCUGAUUAAAGGAAUUUUGUGUCUCGGUGGUGUGGAGCUGAGGGGUAGGCUGUCGGCUCGCUCUUCACGGCCAGUCUUUCCCCAACAAAGGUGGCCAGAGGCGGAGGAGAAGAGGGGGGGGGUUCACCACAGAGGUGCCCCCUGUCUUCAAACACCUGCUGCUGGCUUAGCGGCUGACAUCGAGGACACUAGGACUGUGUCUGUGCACCAGUGUGUGUUAGGGCGCAAGUGAAUGGGAGACAGGGAGCGUGAGAAGAGGAAUUCAGCAUGACCUCAGCUUCUCCGUUGAUGAGGAGGAUCAGGACUUUCUCCCCUUGAAUCUUUGCGUCUGUGACUGAGGGGGAGGAAGGACACACCGACCAUUGAGAGGUUUCGAGGGGAUCGCACACCGCUCAUACACGUGUUCCUGCAGUGCAGCCAUGAAGCUGACUGUGUAGGGGAAUGAGCACUGCAGAAGCAACUCUACGAAUGGAGAACUUAGAGGUGAAAGACGAGUGGCAGGAUGAAGACUUCCCCAGACCACUACCAGAAUACGGAGACAUGGAUCCCUCUUGUGGCCUCACAGAUGACAGAGCCUUUCCCCCUAACUCCCUGAAUGUAAGCCCAUCCGGAGGAGGAGGAGGAGGAGGAGGCAUGUCCUCAUCCCACCGCAAACGACGUACGUUGGUUGCCCCGGAGAUGAACCUUUCACUGGACCAAAGCGAGGGCUCUUUGCUGUCAGAUGACUUCCUGGAUACACCGGAUGACCUGGACAUCAACGUCGAUGACAUUGAUACGCCUGACGAGACCGACUCGCUGGAGUUCAUCACCAAUGGCAACGAGCUGGAGUGGGAAGAUGACACGGCGGUGGCGUCGGCCAAAGCAGGUCCCGCUGGCGGGUCGGGGAACGUGGAUGAGGAGGGGAACGUGAACAACGGACGCCUGUGGAGGACGGUGAUCAUCGGAGAACAGGAGCAUCGCAUCGACAUGCAGGUCAUCAGGCCCUACUUACGGGUCAUUACACAUGGAGGUUAUUAUGGCGAGGGGCUUAAUGCCAUCAUUGUUUUCUCGGCCUGUUACCUGCCCGACAGCAGCUGUGCAGACUACCACUACAUCAUGGAGAACCUCUUCCUGUACGUGGUGAGCAGUCUGGAGAUGCUGGUGGCUGAAGAUUACCUGAUCAUCUACAUGAACGGAGCCACUCCUCGGAAUAAAAUGCCGGGGAUCAGUUGGCUUAAGAAAUGCUACCAAAUGAUCGACAGAAGAUUGAGGAAGAACCUGAAAUCUUUGGUCAUUGCUCAUCCCACAUGGUUCAUACGCACCGUCCUGGCCAUAUCCAGGCCUUUUAUCAGUGUGAAGUUCAUGAAUAAGAUCCAGUACGUCCACAGCCUGGAUGAACUGGCAGAGCUCGUCCCCAUGGAGCAUGUCCAUGUACCCGAGUGUGUGGUGCAAUUUGAUGAGGAGAAGAUGAAAGCAAGGACGGAAAGGAUGGAGCAGGAACACAGACAACAGGAAAAGCAGCAGCCGGUCCCACAGCAGCCAAUGAAAAAAUCUGAAAGGGUGAAGUCGAUGAUUGUAGAUAAAGAGUAAUGAAAGGAGAACUUUUCAGGUGAAGUGGGACAGACGGGCCGAGCAUGAACCUUUGGAUUUAUUCCCGUACGAAGCAGCUGUCCCAACAAGUCUCUGUGCUUCCUUGUUCCACCGACAUCCAGCUGCAGAUGUGUGCCCUGAAGAUGGUGAACGCUUCGUCUCAUUCACCCCUCCUGUGGAGCCUCCUCCUUCCCCUCCGCCGCAGGGUUUCACGUUGCACCUCGGGAAUGUUCAAAGGAGGUCGCUGCAGGGAAGGCUUUUAUGAUGGAAACCAUUGCGUCGGCUCCCCUGCUGCGUGGUCGGACCUGCUUGUCUAGCCCAAAUUGUAAUACUACAUCAUCGCGAUGCUGUGGAGGAACAGGUCAAUGACACAAACUCACACGCAACACAAAUUUAAAUUAGACUAAAGAAACGACAAUUGACUUCAAAAUGUGUUCGUUGAUAACUAAAUAAAUAUACACAAAAAAAAGGUCAGGAGUUGCAUAACAGAAACAUACAUGAUGUAGCAGAUCAAACAUUUAUAUUCAUGCUUGUUUGUAAUGUCUGUUAGACGUAAAUAGUAAUGCAUCAGAUGCCUUCAUCUUAAUCGUCUGCCUCGUAGCGGCUGUAUCAUCAGGCCUUCUCAAGCUCUCCCUUUUGCUGUGGAAAAUGUCCAAAUGUGCAAACGUCUGUACUGUGACUUUUUGUUCAUUGUGUGCCUCACUGUGUAGAAAUACAGGAACAUGAUCAUUAUUUGCAUUUGUGGCCUGAAAAACCCAUCUGACAAAAUCUUUAAGAGACAUCUAUGUGCUGUAAAAUACAAUGCUUGUUUAUUUUGUAUAACAUGGUUUGGCCACAUAAAUAGACACAUGUGCUUUACAUCAACAGUUAGACUGGGAUCAAAUGUAUGACAUAUAUAAGAAGAGUUGAAUUUCAACCCACAAUAGAAAGAAAAUCUGCAAUAAUUUUGUAUGAAAGUGGCAAUAACCAAGACACAAUACACAAACAUUGUAUAUAUGAUUGCAUACUAAUAUCAUGAAUUGUGCAUCUAUAAUUCUUAUUGAUUUUUGUUAAAGGAAACAUUCUCUGUCAGGCUAGACUAUGAAACAUAUGCAUGACCACUGACUAACUUAAAGAAGCAUAAAAUGGCCUGAUGAGAUUUUGUGCACUUUCAUGAAUUUUUUGUAGCUUAUGUGAAAAUGUAGUUUUGUGAUUUCAAUUCUUUGUUGAUUUCAGGCAAGCAAAAUCCCCUCCAGUUUCUAUGUGAUUGUGUCUGACGAACAUUCGGGACGAUGUCAGCACAUUCCCAUAUUCUGCUGAAGGUUUAACGUUUCUCAAAUAUCCGAAUGCAUCGGACGUUUUCGGGGGUUACGUUGAUUUUCUCUUGCGUCUUCCAUCCGUUAAACUUAUUGUAGCAGGAGGGCAGAGGAGUAAGAAACUUUUAUUUUUGUAAAGAACUGCAUCAAUUGUAAUGCCGACCUUUUUUGCACUAUUGGAUUUUGGUUAUGUCUAAUGGGAGAUUUUUGGUUCUCCUAAAGCAUCUGUUACGUUAGCAUAGCAGAUUGCUGCAGUUCUGCUGCUAUCAUGAAAGAAUGAACAUUUUUAUGCUUCUCUGUUACAGAAAAAUGGUCUCAUGAAAUUUCUUCUGUUAAAGUGCCAUCUCAGUUCUUUUGCCUUUUCUAUUAUGUUCAGUCCUGUUUGGAUGUCAACCAAACAUGAGCGGUUCCAUGAAAUAUUGGUCCUGUCUGAUGGAACAGCUGCGUUGCUGCAUCUCGUCAUUCUUUGUGUUUGAGCAUUGUUUGCACUGAGGGGCCUACUUUUUUCACCACAUGGUUUUUAAAAAUCAGGAAAAACUGACAGAAUGUCUUCCAUCUUCAAGUUUUCAGGUUGAUUUCAUCAAAUGUCACAGUAUUAUAAGUUAAUGCAGAGUUUUUUUUCUCCAAAAUCUAAAUGUUCAUUUAGACAAAAAGCACAACAUUUAUAUAUUAUUACAAAUACUUUGCUGCCCUUUAGUCUGCUGUUAAAUUGAAUAAACUUCCUCCCAAGAAAGUUUUUUCACAAUGUUUUUCAUUUUUCUCACGGAGAAGCUCAUCAAUGGGCUUCAGUUAGAGUUUAGCCACGAAAAACUAGACGUACAGACACACACUCUGUACCAACACACUGUGUGAAUAUGUUUUAUUUUGAAUAACUUCAUCCUAUUGGAAACAAAAACUUAAAAGCCUUGUAUUCAGUUUUAUACCUGGAUGUGUUAUUUGGCGGAUGUCCUGACCAGUUUGUCAUAUUCGUCAUGUUCGUCACAGCUCCCCGGGGACGUCGCACGUGUCUGUGAUCGCGGUAAAUGUCUCAGUCUUUUCUUAAAGCAAGACAGUCGUGUGAUUCCCCAGUAACCCUAACCUUCACCUGUCUUAAUGACACGAGUCACCCAUUACACCCUUCUCCAUGACAGACGACUGACAGUGAGAGACCCGGGAUGUUGACCCCCUGACCCUUAAGAGAUGCAUACACACAAGUGAUUGUCACGCUGUAAGUGUAGCGGCUAAACUUAAAGCCACUGAGGGGGCUGCAUAGACAGGCUAAAAGUAGUUGACGCGCUGGCUACUGCACGACUAUAACUUGUGUCUAGUGAACAAACAGCUUGCGGCUUUGCUUCGUGAUUUGAUGCGUAUUUUAUUUCUCACCGUUUCAAGGAUAUUCAAUAACAAGCAGGUAUCCAUUGCCUGUGCAUGUGAAGUCCAUUCAGCUGUGUCACAUACAGCAAAACAAACGUGACGGAGCCUGGAGCGUUUGGAAAACUGUGUGCUCCUCCCUAGCAACACCUCCCACAUGUCAGAAAGUUCCCACCUAUACAGAAAUGUACACCCAACACCAUGAGAACACCUACCGGCCCAAUUUGGUACCUUCCACACAUUGACAUUAGACCUGGCUCCUACAGUAAGGGAAAGGCGUCGAUGCACAUAGCAGUAGCAUUUAUAAGUCACAUCCUAUAACCCACGAUUAAUAUUGUGUUGCUGGCAUGCUCUAGCCGACGUCUGAACCAAUGAUAUUUGCCGCAAAUUCUUUACUUUUGCUUUGAAUUUUGGCACCUCUUUUUCUGCCUCGGCACCGCCCUCACUCUCCCAACACACUUUACUUAACACAUAAGAGACACUCCUUCCAGUACAAUGAAGCAGUCCAAGGCAAAGAUAGAUUUGUAAAGAUACUGCAGCCGAGUUGAUGUUUUUUUUCUGUAUUUUGUUUUAAUGCAUUUUGGAUGUGGUUGUAUCUGCCUCUCUAAAUGUAACCCUAGGGGAAACACUGUAAUCUAAAGUUCCACUGUGUGAAUAGAGGCACGCAGUUACGUGGCUUAUUACUUUUAUAAUUUU
Messenger RNA from Pungitius pungitius (ninespine stickleback), 5175 nucleotides. It is a transcript of the gene atcaya, whose product is annotated as ATCAY kinesin light chain interacting caytaxin a. The coding region runs from base 707 to 1834 and encodes 375 amino acids. The transcript has 14 exons. NCBI's taxonomy places the organism in Eukaryota, Metazoa, Chordata, Actinopteri, Perciformes, Gasterosteidae. Gene Ontology annotation, cellular component: cytoplasm. The record is from RefSeq and is a predicted model, not a curated record. Gene Ontology annotation, biological process: apoptotic process.